Molecule: messenger RNA, 1602 nt
Organism: Cladophialophora immunda
Lineage: Eukaryota; Fungi; Ascomycota; Eurotiomycetes; Chaetothyriales; Herpotrichiellaceae
Exons: 1
Coding region: 1-1602 (533 amino acids)
Biological process (GO): rRNA processing; positive regulation of transcription by RNA polymerase I
Cellular component (GO): nucleolus
Molecular function (GO): protein binding
Source: RefSeq, a predicted model, not a curated record
AUGGCUGCCGAUGUCCAGCCAAUUGCUCAGGUCAAGUUGCCUGCUCGACCCUCUUCCCUGACGCCGGAGCAGUCGUAUUGGCGGUCGUUCAAAUCUCCUUUGAACAUUUCCUCUCCCACAAAGCACGCCGUAACUCAUAUUUCCCAACCGCAGUCACUCAAUGCGACCCAAAACUCUUCCGACUAUUUUGCUGUGACGACUGGUGCGCGGGUGCAACUUUACUCAAUUAAGACCCGAAAAAUCCUCAAGACUAUCACACGAUUCGACGACAUUGCCUACAGCGGUGAAGCCCGAUAUGAUGGACGAGUCCUUGCGGCAAGUGACGAGACUGGUGCAAUCCAGGUCUUCGAUGUCAAGUCAAGAGCUAUUCUAAAGACGUGGAAAGAGCAGAAACAACCGGUACAUACAGUAAGAUGGAGUCCCAAGGAGACCACCGCGUUGAUGAGCUGCGGAGAUGACAGAACCGUCCGACUAUGGGAUCUUCCGAGCGAGAGCAGUGUCGAGACGUUCCGCGGCCACCAGGAUUACGUGCGGACCGGUGCUUUUCUACCAGGACAGUCAAGUAACUUGUUUGUCUCGGGCAGUUAUGAUCAGACCAUCAAGCUCUGGGACCCUCGUACGCCAAAUGCGGCGGUCAUGACGUUCAAACAUAUUGCUGCCGUAGAAGAUGUCUUAUGCAUGCCGUCAGGGACAACUAUUCUGGCAUCGGCCGAGAACCAGAUUGCAGUCCUGGAUAUUGUGGCGGGGAGGCCGUUGCAGAUGAUCAAGAAUCACCAAAAGACCGUUACAUCGUUGUGCCUGGCAUCCAAUGGAUCAAGGGUAGUCAGUGGUGGGCUCGAUGGGCAUCUCAAGGUCUUUGAAACUACGGGAUGGAAUGUCGUUGCCGGGUCCAAAUACCCGGCUGGCAUCCUUUCCUUAUCUGUUAUUGCCGCUGGAAAUCCCCCAGAAGACAAACAUGUUGUAGUGGGAAUGUCCACCGGCCAACUCAGCAUUAGAACACGACUUUCUGGGGAGCAAAAAGUGAAAGAGCGCGAACGACAGAAACAAAUGGAAGCACUCAUUGCAGGGACGAUCGAGGAGUACGACAAGAAGCAAGCCAAAAAACGCCCGAGAGGACUCGAAAAGCGGCUCAGAGGACGCGACUACGCUGGCGAAGAUGCAGAUAUCAUCGUGGAAGGAAACGUGCGACCGAAACAAAAGAAGCUGGCUUUGUGGGAGAAGGAACUGCACAAAGGCAGAUAUCGCGAAGCAUUGGAUAUCGCCCUGCAUGGCGCAGACAGACUGACGAUCGUCACCUUGCUCAACACUCUCCGCUACCGAUCGGCUCUGCGUGCUGCUCUCGAAGACCGCACCGAAUCAGACCUGCAGCCCAUCAUGCACUGGAUAUGGAGGAACAUCUCCAACACAGCAUUUGUUUCACUGUGCGUGGAAGUUGCGAUGAACAUCAUGGAUCUGUAUUCAAAGCACCUGUCGGAAAGCGAGGACCUUGCAAAGCACCUGAAGAAGUUGCGAGAGCGAGUCCACGAAGAGACAGAUCGAGCAGAGCAAGCGGGAAUAACAAGGGGAAUGCUGGAGCUUUUGACUUCACAGCAAAUUGGCUGA